Nicotiana tabacum (common tobacco) is the source of this 759-nucleotide messenger RNA. RefSeq lists its product as uncharacterized. Gene Ontology annotation, molecular function: RNA-DNA hybrid ribonuclease activity; nucleic acid binding. The record is from RefSeq and is a predicted model, not a curated record. NCBI's taxonomy places the organism in Eukaryota, Viridiplantae, Streptophyta, Magnoliopsida, Solanales, Solanaceae.
AUGGCUGAAUAUGAAGCGUGCAUUCUUGGAAUCAGAAUGACAGUCGAUAUGAACAUCAAAGAACUUUUGGUCAUAGGAGAUUUCAAUUUGUUGAUACACCAAGUCCAAGAAGAAUGGUCCACCAAGAAUGUCAAUAUACUGAUGAACUUGCACUGCGUGAAGAAGUUGUGCAAGAAGUUCACAAAGAUUGAUUUCAAGCACAUCCCCAAAAUUAAGAACGAGUUUUCCGACACCCUUGCAACCUUAUCAUCUAUGAUUCAGUAUCUAGACAAGAACUACAUCGACCCUAUCGAGGUAGAGAUCAGGGAUCAACAUGCCUAUUACUUCCAUGUGGAUGAAGAACCAGAUGGUAAACAAUGGUAUCACGACAUCAAGAAAUUCCUUGCAACCCAGGAGUACCCAAAGAAUGCUACUAAUGGUCAAAAGCGAGCCUUCAGGAAGUUAGCAAACCAUUUUUUCCUCAACAAGGAAGUCUUGUACAGGAGGACCCUAGACUUAGGUUUGCUGAGAUGUGUAGACGCCGCUGAAGCAACCAGACUACUUGAUGAAAUACAUGCAGGGAUGUACGGACCCCACAUGAAUGGGUUCACAUUAGCCAAGAAAAUUUUGAGAGAUGGAUACAUUUGGAUGACUAUAGAAAGCGAUAGUAUCCGCUAUGUGCAGAAGUGUCACCAGUGCCAGAUUUAUGGAGAUUUCAUCCAGAUUCCACCAAAUGAGUUAAAUGUAAUGGGUUCACCCUGGUCGUUCGCCGCUUGGUAG